AGUGUGGGAAUAUACCGGGGCAUUGCAAGUUUUCCAAUAGACUACAGUAACUUUGACUCAAUACAUUAUUUUAUAAGUCUGCUCUGUACGCGAACAAAAGCGCAGUCGUAGAUGGCGGAUGAGUUAAUGUACUUUCUGCGUUGAGGAUUGUGGCUUACAGUAGCUACCAAACUCGGGGGUUUGGCCCAAAGAAUGCCCCGGACUAAAAAGCCCCAAAGUGUCUCCUCUGGUUCGAGUCAGCUUUGUGGCUCGGACCGGGCGGAACCACAACAGCAUGCAGAACCGAGAGAGCAAGGGUCAUCGGGGGACAGCGAGGGAGGGCGUGAGAAGGACUUGGGAGACCCCCAGAUAAUCAAAUCACCAAGUGACCCAAAACUCUACAGGUACAUCGAGUUGGAGAACGGACUGAGGGCUCUCCUCAUCUCAGACAUGAGCUUGAGGUCUGGAGACUCAGACAGUUCAGGAGAGGAGGAGGAGGAGGAGGAAGAAGAGGAGGAGGAGGAGGAGAGUGGGGAGGAGGAGGAGGAGGAGGAGGAGGAAGACGAAGAAGGCGAGAGGGACUCUGGCAGUGAGCCGGACGAGGACAGCGAUGGAAAGAGUAAAAAGGGAUGUUCAGAGAAGCAGUCAGCCGCCGCUCUGUGUGUUGGCGUGGGCAGUUUCAGCGACCCGGAGGAUCUGCCUGGUCUGGCCCACUUCCUCGAACACAUGGUGUUCAUGGGCAGUGAGAAGUACCCCGCGGAGAACGGCUUCGACGUGUUUCUGAAGAAGCACGGAGGCAGCGACAACGCCUCCACGGAUUCCGAGAGGACCAUCUUCCAGUUCGAUAUCCAGAGGAAGCACUUCAGGGAGGCCUUGGACAGGUGGGCGCAGUUCUUCAUCUGUCCCCUCAUGAUCCGCGACGCCAUGGACCGGGAGGUGGAGGCGGUCGACAGCGAGUACCAGCUGGCCAGGCCAUCUGACUCUCACCGCAAGGAGAUGCUCUUCGGCAGCCUGGCCAAAGCCAGCCACCCCAUGGGCAAGUUCUGCUGGGGAAAUGCGCAGACGUUGAAACACGAGCCGAGAGAGAAGAACAUCGAUACCUACACGCGUCUGCGCGAGUUCUGGAAGAGACACUACUCCUCCCAUUACAUGUCACUCACCGUGCAGUCCAAAGAGACACUGGACACUCUCGAGGAGUGGGUGAGGGAGAUCUUCAGCAAAGUCCCAAACAACUCUCAGCUCAAGCCUGACUUCUCCCAUCUCCAGGACCCCUUUGAUACCCCUGCUUUCAACAAGCUUUACAGAAUUGUACCUGUGAGGAAGGUUCAUGCUCUGAACAUUACCUGGGCCCUGCCUCCUCAGGGAAAGCACUACAGGGUGAAGCCUCUACAUUACAUCUCCUGGCUGAUCGGUCAUGAAGGCACUGGCAGCAUCCUCUCUGUGUUGAGGAAGAGGUGCUGGGCUCUGUCCCUGUUUGGUGGGAACAGCGAAACGGGCUUCGACCAGAACACCACCUACUCCAUCUUCAGCAUCUCCGUCACGCUGACGGACGAGGGCUUCCAGAACUUCUACCAGGUGGUGCACCUGGUGUUCCAGUACCUGAGAAUGCUACAGACGGUUGGCCCUCAACAGAGAAUUUAUGAGGAAAUUCAGAAGAUUGACGCCAACGAGUUUCGCUACCAAGAGCAGACGGACCCCAUAGACUAUGUGGAGAACGUCUGUGAGAACAUGCAGCUCUUCUCCAAGGAGGACUUCCUGACCGGCAACCAGCUCAUGUUCGAGUAUGAACCUGAGGUGAUCUCCGCAGCCCUGACCCUGCUGACCCCAGAGAAGGCCAACCUGCAGCUGCUGUCUCCGGGGCACGAGGGGCACUGUGAGCUGCGGGAGAAGUGGUUCGGCACGCAGUACAGUGUGGAAGAUAUCGAGCAGGAGUGGAGGGACCGCUGGGCGGCAGACUUCGAGCUGAAUCUAGAACUGCACCUUCCGGCGGAGAACAAGUUCAUCGCCACGGAUUUUACCUUGAAAACGUCUGACUGCCCCAACACAGAGUAUCCUGUUAGGAUCAUCAGCAAUGAGAGAGGCUGUCUCUGGUUCAAGAAGGACAACAAGUUCAAGACGCCCAAAGCCUACGUGUGCUUUCACCUCCUGUCUCCUGUCAUUCAGAAAUCUCCUGAGAACCUGGUGCUGUUCGACGUCUUCAUCAACAUCCUGGCCCACAACCUGGCAGAGCCGGCCUACGAGGCCGACGUGGCUCAGCUGGAGUACAAGCUGGUGGCGGGAGAGCACGGAGUCAUGAUCAAGAUCAAGGGCUUCAACCACAAACUGCCUCUGCUGUUGAACCUGAUAGUGGACCACCUGGCUGACUUCACCGCGACCCCUGACGUGUUCUCCAUGUUCACCGAGCAGCUGAAGAAGACCUACUUCAACAUUCUCAUCAAACCGCACCGGCUGGGAAAGGACGUGCGGCUCCUGGUUCUGGAGCACUCCCGCUGGUCCACGGUGCAGAAGUACCAGGCGGUGAUGAAGGGUCUCAGUGUGACCGACCUCAUGGGCUUCGUCAGCGGCCUGAAGGCCGAGAUGUAUGCAGAGGGGCUGGUGCAGGGAAACUUCACCAGCUCUGAAUCAGUGGAGUUUCUGCACUAUGUUAUUGACAAGCUGCAGUUCAGAAGUCUGCCAGAAGAGGUCCCCGUUCUCUUCCGGGUGGUGGAGCUCCCGGCAAAGCAUCACCUGUGCAAAGUCAAGUCCCUCAAUAAGGGAGACGCCAACUCUGAAGUGACAGUGUACUACCAGUCUGGGCUGAAGAACCUGAGAGAACACACCAUGAUGGAGCUCCUGGUGAUGCAUAUGGAAGAGCCCUGCUUUGACUUCCUCAGGACCAAAGAGACCCUCGGGUAUCAAGUGUACCCGGCCUACCGAAACACCUCCGGUGUUUUAGGCUUUUCGGUCACCGUGGAGACGCAGGCCACCAAAUUCAGCACGGACCUGGUGGAGGUGAAGAUCGAGGAGUUCCUGGCCAGCUUCGGGGAGAAGAUGGCCGCCCUCACGGAGGAGGCGUUUGAGACGCAGGUGACGGCCCUGAUCAAGCUGAAGGAGUGUGAGGACACUCACCUGGGCGAGGAGGUGGACAGGAACUGGUUUGAAGUGGUCACCCAGCAGUACGUCUUCGACAGACUCAGCAAAGAGAUUGCGGCUUUGAGGCUGAUCUCCAUGUCCGAGCUGGUGUCCUGGUUCCUGGAGCACAGAGGGGCGGGCAGCAGGAAACUCAGUGUGCACGUGGUGGGUUUUGGGGAGGAGGAGAAUGACCCUCCAGGAGAAGAGCAGUGCGGCGGUGCCCCAGAGCAUGCUGGGAAGAGCUCUACGUACGGAGAGGUGUCCAAACUCACCUUCCUGCCUGCCUCACCCGCGCUGGCCGACGCCACAGCGAUCACGGACAUCAGAGCCUUCACCUCCAGUCUGAGCCUCUACCCUUACCACAAGAUCCUGUCAUAGAGAGGGGAGUCUAUACCUCUACCCUUACCACAAGAUCCUGACAUAGAGAUGUAUACCUCUACCCUUACCACAAGAUCCUGACAUAGAGAUCUAUACCUCUACCCUUACCACAAGAUCCUGACAUAGAGAGGGGAGUCUAUACCUCUACCCUUACCACAAGAUCCUGACAUAGAGAUGUAUACCUCCACCCUGAGCCUCUACCCUUACCACAAGAUCCUGACAUAGAGAGGGUCAUCUGUACCUCUACCUUUACCACAAGAUCCUGACAUAGAGAUAUAUACCUCUACCCUUACCACAAGAUCCUGACAUAGAGAUAUAUACCUCUACCCUUACCACAAGAUCCUGACAUAGAGAUAUAUACCUCUACCCUUACCACAAGAUCCUGACCUAGAGAGAGGCGUCUAUACCUCUACCCUGACCACAAGAUCCUGACAUAGAGAUCUAUACCUCUACCUUUACCACAAGAUCUUGACAUAGAGAGGGGGAUCUAUACCUGUACCCUUACCACAAGAUCCUGACAUAGAGGGGCAUCUAUACCUCUACCCUUACCACAAGAUCCUGACAUAGAGAUCUAUACCCCUACCCUUACCACAAGAUCUUGACAUAGAGAGGGGCAUCUAUACGUCUACCCUUACCGCAAGAUCCUGACAUAGAGAUCUAUACCCCUACCCUUACCACAAGAUCUUGACAUAGAGAGGGGCAUCUAUACGUCUACCCUUACCACAAGAUCCUGACAUAGAGAUCCAUACCUCUACCCUUACCACAAGAUCCUGACAUAGAGGGGCAUCUAUACCUCUGCCCUUACCACAAGAUCCUGACAUAGAGAUCUAUACCCCUACCCUUACCACAAGAUCCUGACAUAGAGAGGGACAUCUAUACCUCUGCCCUGACCACAAGAUCCUGACAUAGAGAUCUAUACCCCUACCCUUACCACAAGAUCCUGACAUAGAGAGGGGCAUCUAUACCUCUGCCCUUACCACAAGAUCCUGACAUAGAGAUCUAUACCUCCACCUCAUUCAAUAGCUAGAGCAGGGCUGCCCUACCCUGUUCAUGGUAAUUUACCAUCCUGUAGGUUUUCACUCUUAACCGUUACCAAGCGCACCUCAUUCAACAGCUAGAGUCGGGUGUGCCAAAUGGUAGAUCUCCAGGGACAGGGUUGGUUACCACGGCUUUGGAUGAAGAUUAAUGCUCCCCCCCCCCCCCCCCUCAUUUCUCAUUGUCUGAUGAAACAAGGGGUCAAUCACAGUUUUACACACAAGGCUCUGCGCUCUUAGAAGCAGUGACAUUUAAUAAAGCGGCACUUAUAGAUUCCUCCCCCGCCAAACUACUCUAGGCACCCGUAAGUGUUCUAACAGUGGGGCCCGCGGCAGCUUGAACAGGAGCCGGUGUGGAGGGACAGAUACUGCGGGAAUGGACAUUGAUUGGGUGAAUGAGAAGCGUUAAUUCUACAGCGCUUUGGAUAAAGGCGCUAUACAAAUGCAGGUGUUCACCGUUUUGCUGCUGGUGGUGUCUGGGUUUUUGGUGACUUCUGCGGUUGGUGUGAUGUCAGAUCCAGAUCCGGGACUGACCAGAACCAGGUUCUGGAAAAUAACUGCGUUGUGUGCGAUUUGAAUAUGGAUGUGCCGUGUCAAACUAAUGGUGAAAAGACGGUUGGUGAUGAGGUAGGGACUGGAAUGGGAGUGUGAUUUAGGAGUAAAGAUGUUUUUUUUGAAAAGUUCCUAACCCCCCCACCGCCUGCAGUCAGCUCUCUGUUAACAUUUAGCGAUGUCAUCUGAUAAUUAUGCAAAAACAGACUGCAUCACGUCACAUGGGUGACGGAAUCGUUUUGCAAACAGCUUGGAAAAAAAAUAACAGUUAAGACAUUAAAAUAUGCAUACUUCUACCGAAAUUGCAAUAGUUUUUACUUUGAUCCAGUAUGCAACCCGAAUCGAGCUCUCUUCAUUAAUUCAUGAAAUGAGGCGGGUAUCACAUCUACCUACCAAUGUCUGAGCUGGUGGCAUGCUUUAAACGGCCCGUUUGAAUGAGGACGGUCUGUUUGUAAAUACAUUAUUUAUUAAAGAGGAUUUGAAA
Conger conger (European conger) is the source of this 5538-nucleotide messenger RNA. RefSeq names its product nardilysin b (N-arginine dibasic convertase) (gene nrd1b). Bases 193 to 3468 code for a protein of 1091 amino acids. Gene Ontology annotation, biological process: proteolysis. The transcript has 31 exons. The record is from RefSeq and is a predicted model, not a curated record. Lineage: Eukaryota; Metazoa; Chordata; Actinopteri; Anguilliformes; Congridae. Gene Ontology annotation, molecular function: metalloendopeptidase activity; metal ion binding.